This is a messenger RNA of Pyrus x bretschneideri (Chinese white pear), 2401 nucleotides long. Its product is annotated as L-type lectin-domain containing receptor kinase IX.1-like. NCBI's taxonomy places the organism in Eukaryota, Viridiplantae, Streptophyta, Magnoliopsida, Rosales, Rosaceae. Gene Ontology annotation, molecular function: carbohydrate binding; protein kinase activity; ATP binding. The record is from RefSeq and is a predicted model, not a curated record. The transcript has a single exon. Gene Ontology annotation, biological process: protein phosphorylation. Bases 1 to 2094 code for a protein of 697 amino acids. Gene Ontology annotation, cellular component: plasma membrane.
AUGGAAUUUGUCAGUGAAUUAUAUUUCUCACCAAAGCAAAAACAACUUCAAAUAUUCCUCCUCCUUCUUCUCUUGUUUCUCUUCAACCCUAGUGCAACUCCGUUAACAUUCAAUUUCUCGAGUUUUCCACCCCUCACGGCCAAUAUAUCUCUAGAGGGAGAUGCUUACACAGACGGGUUCCUCCGGCUCACCAAAAGCGCUGUGGACGACAACAAGACUCGCAGCGCUGGUCGAGCCACCUAUAGCCAACCCUUUCUCCUCCGCCAAAACGCCACAGGAAAGAUCGCUGAUUUCACCACAAACUUCACAUUUGUCAUAGACUCACAAAAAGAAACCAACUACGGCAACGGUUUCGCCUUCUUCAUAGCGCCAAACGCCUCCAUACUCAACCGCAAACUAGCGAAACACACUCUCAGUAUGGGCCUUCCCGUACAUCCACUUGGGGUCACCGUGAACACAAGUCUGUAUCCUUAUGUGGCGGUUGAGUUUGAUAUCCACUAUAACGACCAGCCGGACAUUCAAGACCCCGUCGGCGAUCAUGUUGGUAUCGACGUCAACUCGGUCAUGUCUAGGAUUGCAAAGCCUUGGAAUGGAAGUAUUGUUAAUGGAAGGAUCAAUAUUGCUUUCAUUAAUUAUGAUUCCAAAUCAAAAAAUCUUAGCGUUGCCUUCACUACUUGUAAUGCAAAUGGCGUCCAAGUGAUGAGCUAUCUCAAUUACACGGUUGAUCUGACUCGUUACUUGCCCGAUUUGGUCGUUGUAGGGUUCACCGGUGAAACGGGUCGUUGCUAUGCUACGCACAAAAUCAACUCAUGGAGUUUUAAUUCAACUUCACUGCUUGAUGAUGCACAUCACAAGAGCACCACCAAGUCAUCAAGAAAUGGCCGCAUGGCGGUUGGGAUGGGUAUUGGUGGGUCUCUAAUUAUCUUGGUUUGUGGAUUACAGUUGCUUUGGUCCAAGAUCUUGCGGAAGAAGAGAGAGAGAGAAGAAAUUAGUAGUGAUUGUGAAUAUCCUUCUGGUCUUGACUUGAUCAUGGACGAUGAUUUUGAAAAGGGGAUCAUAACCUCUGGCCCAAGGAAGUUUUCAUAUAGUGAAUUGGCUCACGCCACGAGUGAUUUUUCCAAGGAAGAAAAGCUAGGAGAGGGAGGGUUCGGUGGUGUUUACAAAGGCUUCAUACAAGACUUGAACUCAUUUGUUGCGGUUAAGAGGAUAUCGAGAGCGUCAAAACAAGGAUUGAAGGAGUACGCGGCAGAAGUGAGGAUCAUUGGUCGACUUAGGCAUCGGAAUUUGGUUCAACUCAUCGGUUGGUGCCACGAAAAAAAACUGCUACUUGUGUACGAGUUCAUGUCCAAUGGAAGCUUAGAUUCUCAUUUGUUCAAGGAAACAAGCUUCUUGAAUUGGGAGGUAAGAUACAAAAUUGCUCAAGGCGUGGCAGCUGGGUUGCAAUAUCUUCAUCAAGAAUGGGAGCAAUGUGUGCUGCAUAGGGACAUUAAAUCCAGCAACGUUAUGUUGGAUUCGAAUUUCAACGCGAAACUUGGAGAUUUUGGGUUAGCACGACUUGUAGACCAUGGAAAGGAACCACAAACAACGGCUUUAGCUGGAACCAUGGGAUACAUGGCUCCUGAAUACAUUAUCUCCGGAAAGGCUAGCAAGGAGUCGGAUGUGUAUAGCUUCGGAAUUGUUGCGUUGGAGAUUGCGUGCGGGCGGAAACCCAUUGAUCACACUCGAGUUAACAUGGUGAAAUGGGUUUGGGAUCUCUAUGGAGAAGAUAAAGUUAUUGAAGCAGCUGAUCCAAAACUUGGUGGAGUUUUCGAUAAGAAACAAGUAGAGUGCUUGAUGAUUGUAGGGCUAUGGUGUGCUCAUCCAGAUUACAGUAUGAGGCCUUCAAUGCAACAAGUGAUGCAAAUGUUCACCUUCGAGGUUCCGUUGCCCAUUCUCCCGUCAAAGAUGCCGGUUGCCACCUAUUUUCCUCUUCCAAGAUCACUUUCAAUGUUGUUCUCUGAUAUUAAUGUUACUGUCUCUGAAGAAGGAGGACAAACUGAAGCGUCAUGCCAUGGAUCUUACAACACUACAACUUCUUCCUCAUACAUACCGUAGUAUUUGUAUAACGUAUUUCACUGUAAUAUAUUUUUGGAUCAUUUAGAUAUAGAUCCUUGAAACUUCUAUUUUCCAAAUAAAAACUCAUCUAAAUUUAAACAUUCAAAUAAAAUCCAAAUUUCAAAUAGACUGCCACGUAGACAAAUGUAUAACCAACUAUUACAAUACAUUUACAACUUGUGCCACAAAAUCCUAAUUUGGUCAAUAAAUGUUAUUACUCAUCCUAAUUAUGAUGAGCAAUUAAAUCCAUAUGGAUAUUUUACCUUUCUUGUAUCAUAUAUAUUAGCAAUAUAUUUAAAUUAAUUUA